Molecule: messenger RNA, 399 nt
Organism: Meloidogyne enterolobii
Lineage: Eukaryota; Metazoa; Nematoda; Chromadorea; Rhabditida; Meloidogynidae
Source: the annotation of a GenBank genome assembly
UAAUUCUGAAAAAUUUAUCUAAAUCGUGUGAGAAAGCACAAAUGAUUUUAAUAAAAAUUCAGGCUUUCAGUCUAAUUAGAAUUUUUUUAGUUUUCCCACUUCUGAAGACUUUUUUCAUUCGCCUAGUUUGACAAUUUAAUCUAAAUGGUUGACGCUUAUUUGACAAAUGGUUCGAAACUUGUUGACAUCACUAAUGAAUUUUUGAAAGCUUGUGAAGAAUUGGAAACUGGCGAAUUUUCCAUGUCAAAUGACUUUAAAAUUUCUCAUGCUAUGAGUGCUAUAGAAAUUAUGGAUCCGAAGAUGGACUCUGGAAUGGAAUUUUUUGAAUGGAAAAUGCUUAAUUUUACUGAUAAGGCAAAACUUACACAAGUAUUAUUUUUGAAUAAUUUUAUUUCUUGA